AUGGCCAAAGUACACGGCGGCACGUCGGGCUGUAGGGCCAUCGUAAUGGCAGGUCAGUUUUUGUCGAAGCCCUCUCCGCUCGCUCAGCAGCAGAACAGCGGACAGCAGAGAUUCGCGAAACUUCAGCGGCGAAUGAUGUCGGCCAGCACGGCGGGGCAGGGCAGCAAGACCCCGGUGUGGACUCAGCAGGAGGUGCCCAGCUCCGUUGCGCUAACAGACCGCAACGUUUGGUCCAACCGCACGCUGAUAUACCGGGACGUGAAGGCUUUCCUCGAUGAAGUCGGCGGAGAUCCUAGAGAAGCUCGUUACUGGCUGACGCAAUUUCAGCGAGCUAACCGGUCGGUGGCGCCUGCUUUCGCCGUGGUGGAGAUUGACCCCUCGGUGUUCAAGAGUCGUGAGAUGGUGCAGCGCCUGGCCUUCGGCCUGUCUUUCCUGCAGCGGAUGGAUAUGAAGUCGGUGGUGGUAAUGGGCCUUCCUCCUGAGCUGAUGCAGAAGGACAGUGGAGCAGAUGGGCCUAUUUCCUCUGACUGCAGGACUCUGUUGGUGAAGUAUUGCCAAGCUCUCACUGAGGCCCUUCAGCACAACUCAGCCAGUGUCAUUCCUUUCUUUAGCGCAGAGGCACUGCUACAACUUCAGGACCCUCAGCAUGGCGGCAGUGGCAGUCCCUCUGUGAUGGUGGACACAGCCCUGUUGCAGUGGAGUCUGGACUGUGGAGCCAUUCCCCUAGUGUGUCCUGUGGGCCGCGAUGCAGCUGGCUGCUCCAUACUCCUGGACUCAGUCCAGGUCACUGCGGCCAUCUCACGAGCCAUACAGCCCCUCAAAGUCAUGUUUCUCAACAGCUGGGGUGGCCUGCGUAACCAGAACAAGAAGGUCAUAGGGACAGUAUCGCUGCCGGCUGACCUGCCAACACUAUGGUCUGCUGAGUGGCUGUGUGCUCUGGAACGCAGACGAGUCAGUGCUAUUGCUCAACUCCUCAACCAGCUCCCGCCUGAGAGCUCCGCUGUAGUCACUUCAGUCAACACGCUGCUGACAGAACUCUUCAGCCACAAGGGUUCUGGCACCCUGUUCAAAAAUGGAGAUCCCAUUCACAAGUACAAAAGCCUCAAGGACAUAGAUGUGGACCGUCUCUUGGCUCUGAUCAACAAAUCAUUUGGGAAGAAACUGAAGGAGGAUUACAUCACCUCUCUUAAGGGGAGACUACAUUCCAUCUAUCUGUCAGAAGGGUAUAGUGCGGCAGCCAUUAUUACCUGUGAGUCUGUGAGCAGUGGCACUCUGUAUUUGGAUAAGUUUGUGGUGAGUGGCAGUAAACAGGGCCAGGGCACCAGUCAGAUCCUGUGGGAGUGCAUCCGCCAGGACCUGGGCAAACUGUUCUGGAGAUCCCGCUCAACCAACCGCAUUAACCCUUGGUACUUCAAACACUGUGAUGGGAGCUUUGUGAAUGGCCGCUGGAUCGUCUUCUGGUUUGGUCUGUCAGAUAUCCGUGAGUCGUACGAGCUGGUGGAGUAUGCAAAGCGCAUGCCAGAUUCCUUCUGCCCGGGUGCAGAGAUUGAGUCAGUCCCCCAGGAGCCCCCACCAGGUUCCUGAACCUUACAGACUCUCAAGCUAUUACACUUCAGCAUUAAAACGUGCCAGUGUGCUCUUCACACUCCUUCAGCAUCUGCCAUUAUUUUUUUAAAGCUUGGGGUGAUGAAAAUGUGCCUUUCGGUUGUGUUUACCAGUUUUUACCUAAAGGAAUAUUUCUGUGAAAUUUUUGAUUAACACAUUUUUCCACUUACACUUGAUAUACUGGCUCAGCCAAGAUACAUUUGAUGUCCAGAUUUGGCUUCUUUAGUUUAGAACCUGCAAGACUAACAUUGCUAACACUAGUCAUUGCCAACAAAAGUUAACCAAAUCAGAGAGAUUAAAUUCAUCCCAAUGCGUUGGUAUCUUAAUUGGCUGAGUUCAGCUACACAAUGAGGUUUUGUUCAUUUUUAUAGUUCACAGUAAUGCUGUGCCCUAUACCACAUCAACAAUUCUGUGUGACUGUAGCAAGAAGCUGGAUGCAGUUUGAGCAGGUUGAGAGAAGUUUGGUUUUUUUUUAGUUUUUCUAGUGUUUGUUAGCAACGUUGGCCUUUCAACUCCAGCACUAAAGGAGCAAAACUUGGACAGCAAACAUGUCUUGGUUGAUUGACUCCAUGUGUAAAUUUGAUUUUUCGCUGAACCAUUCCUUUAAGGUGCUACAAGUGUUGUGGGCAUCAUGAGGUUUUCUGAUAGACAUGCAUGUUAAAGAUGUCAAUUUUUUUUUUCCCCAAAUAAAAAAUGUUUACAAUAAAAUACAAGGAAGCGCACAUCUGAUGUUCAGAAAAGUGAAACUGUUGCACUUAUUUCACAUCACCUUUUGGUAUGCUGUGGAUGUUCAACUUUGACGGAAGUGCCUUUUAUAAAACUGUCCCUUCAUUAUAAAAUUAUCCAUUCAUUAUAACCUCAAAAUGUACUUGUGUUCGACUUUGCCAAUUUACACAUAGUCCAUGCCCACAAAACCAGUUUACCCCAUGUUUAAGUCUUAGCAAAACAUCUUUCACAUUGCAGUUUAGUCUAUGAAAGAUCCUGUUUAGUCUAGGAAUAAACUGUAAAUUGUAAAAUCAAUAAUAAAUUACCAUUGAAAAGUAUUUUUAAUUUACCCAUUGCAGAUUAGAUUGGAUACAACUGGCCUAGGAUUAAGAUUAAUCUAAGUAGGGGGAAAGGGCCCUAUGUUGUUUUUUUCAACUGUA
Molecule: messenger RNA, 2750 nt
Organism: Colossoma macropomum (tambaqui)
Lineage: Eukaryota; Metazoa; Chordata; Actinopteri; Characiformes; Serrasalmidae
Gene: nags
Product: N-acetylglutamate synthase
Exons: 8
Coding region: 1-1584 (527 amino acids)
Biological process (GO): L-arginine biosynthetic process
Cellular component (GO): mitochondrial matrix
Molecular function (GO): L-glutamate N-acetyltransferase activity, acting on acetyl-CoA as donor; arginine binding
Source: RefSeq, a predicted model, not a curated record